Lactuca sativa (garden lettuce) is the source of this 9397-nucleotide messenger RNA. RefSeq names its product BEACH domain-containing protein C2. NCBI's taxonomy places the organism in Eukaryota, Viridiplantae, Streptophyta, Magnoliopsida, Asterales, Asteraceae. Gene Ontology annotation, molecular function: protein binding. The record is from RefSeq and is a predicted model, not a curated record.
CUUCCUCCUCUAUUUCAUCCAGUGUUCUUCCGUAUCUCCGUGGAAGUGAUAUUUUGAAGUAGAAAAACCCUCGAAAUAUUCACGAUUUAUACCAAUCGUCAGCAUUAAAACACUGUAUAGAUCUGCACAGUCAUUAUUGCUCAACAUUGAUAGCGAUCUCACUGCAAAACACUUGAUCAGAUUUUAAGAAAAUUAGGUGACCGAUAAAAAUUUGUUAAUUGACAACUAAUAGCCGUAAUAUUAUGGAAGAAGAAGAAGAAAAACUAGAACACGUAGAAAUUUCUGGUGGUGAUUCACUUCCUGAAGUAGGUGGAGGCAGUGGGUCGGAUUUAAGAGUGGAGACAUCUGAUUCAGAAAUCGGUACUGUUAAUAUAAACAUUGCAGAUGUUGUGGGAAGGGUUGAUUUUGAAAGUGGAUAUGUAGAUGAGGGCAUGUUUGAGCAGGUAUCAUUAGAUAAGGAGAAGAAUGUUGUGGAUCUGGAUAAUCUAAGGACCUCAUCUAGUGGAAAUGAGGAGACAUCUGGAGUUUCCAUUAAAGGGGGAACAAUGGAGGAUGAUUCUUCACUGGCUGUUGUUCAAGUACACCAGGAUAGUAAUGUCUCAAGCCGUGGAUCAGGGGGAAAAUCACCUCAUCUCUCUGAGCAAUCAUCUGCUCGGACCAGUUAUGAUUCCCCUUUAUAUGCAUAUGGGGAUCAUGGGCACUCACCUCCAAAACCUAAACCAAAACCCAUGCCAAAUGUUUCACCUGAGCUUUUGCAUUUGGUGGAUUCUGUUAUCAUGGGGAAGGCAGAAAGCAUGGAGAGCUUGAAGAACAUUGUAAGCGGUGUAGAAAGCUUUGGGGAUGGGGAAGAGGCAGAAAGCAUCGCGUUAUUAGUGGUUGAUUCACUUCUUGCCACAAUGGGUGGCGUUGAAUCUUUUGAGGAAGAUGAGGAUAAUAACCCACCUAGUGUCAUGUUGAACUCCAGAGCUGCUGUGGUAUCAGGCGAGCUUAUUCCUUGGCUUCCAUGGUUAUCAGAUACUGUCGGUUUCAUGUCCCCAAGAACACGGAUGGUUCGUGGAUUGCUUGCUAUUUUGCAAGCUUGUACAAGAAACAGAGCUAUGUGUUGUUCAUCAGGUUUGCUAGGGGUCCUUUUGCAGUCAGCUGAGAAGAUUUUUCUUGAUGAUUCAAGUAAGCAAUUGAAAUGGGAUGGAACUCCGUUAUGUUCCUGUAUCCAAUACUUAGCUGGACAUUCCCUUAGUGUAACGGAUCUGAACAAGUGGUUUUCCACAAUUACAAGAACAAUCAACACUCCAUGGGCAGCUCGAUUGAUGCUUUGUAUGGAGAGGGCUUUGGGCAGCAAAGAGUCAAGGGGUCCAAUGUCUUCAUUUGAGUUUGAUGGUGAAAGCUCUGGUUUACUUGGUCCAGGAGAGAGCCGUUGGCCUUUCCCUAAUGGGUACGCGUUCGCGACUUGGAUUUAUAUCGAAUCAUUUGCAGACACUUUAAACACAGCUACUGCUGCUGCAGCCAUUGCUGCAGCAGCAGCAGCUAAAUCAGGGAAAUCAUCAGCUGUGUCUGCAGCUGCUGCAGCCAGUGCACUAGCGGGUGAAGGUAUGGCACACAUGCCUCGGCUUUUCAGUUUCUUAUCUGCUGAUAAUCAGGGAAUGGAAGCGUAUUUUCACGCUCAAUUUUUGGUGGUUGAAAGUGGUAGUGGGAAGGGUAGGAAGGCCUCUUUACAUUUUACCCAUGCAUUUAAGCCACAAUGUUGGUAUUUUAUUGGUCUUGAGCAUACUUCCAAACAAGGGUUACUUGGUAAGGCAGAAAGUGAACUGAGAUUGUACAUUGAUGGAACCUUGUAUGAAAGUCGUCCUUUUGAGUUCCCUCGAAUCUCUAAGCCACUUGCUUUUUGCUGCAUUGGGACAAAUCCACCACCAACAAUGGCUGGUUUGCAGAGACGAAGACGCCAAUGCCCUUUGUUUGCUGAGAUGGGACCCGUGUAUAUCUUUAAAGAACCAAUUGGUCCAGAGAGGAUGGGCCAGUUGGCUUCUAGAGGUGGAGAUGCACUUCCAUCAUUUGGUAAUGCUGCAGGUUCACCAUGGUUAUCGACAUUUUCUCAUGUGCAAAAGGUUUCAGAAGAAAGUGCACGUUUAGACGCAGACAUUGCAGGGUGCCUGCACCUUCUAUACCAUCCUAGUCUACUAAGUGGUCGUUUCUGCCCCGAUGCUUCACCUUCUGGCGCUGCAGGAAUGCUUAGACGACCUGCUGAGGUGCUUGGGCAAGUACAUGUAGCUACAAGGAUGCGGCCUGCAGAAGCUUUAUGGGCUUUAGCAUAUGGGGGUCCAAUGUCUUUACUUCCAUUUGUAGUAAGCAAAGUUGAUAAUAAAAGUUUGGAGUUACAAAAGGGCGAUCUUGCUUUGUCAGUAGCCACAACUGCUCUUGCUGCACCAAUAUUUAGGAUUAUGUCACUUGCAAUUCAACAUCCAGGUAACAAUAACGAGCUGUGUCGUACUAAAGGGCCAGAGGUUUUGUCAGUUAUCUUAACCUAUCUUCUACAAACCUUAUCUUCACUUGAUUGUUCCAAGCAUGGAGUGGGUGAUGAGGAAAUCGUUGCAGCAAUUGUUUCUUUAUGUCAAUCUCAGAAGAAUAAUCAUGCACUUAAAGUGCAGCUUUUCAGUACGCUUUUACUGGAUUUGAAAAUUUGGAGUUUAUGUAGCUACGGGUUACAGAAGAAGCUUUUGUCUUCUUUAGCUGAUAUGGCAUUCACAGAGGCUUCUGUGAUGCGUGAUGCAAAAGCUAUUCAGACUCUUCUUGAUGGAUGCAGGAGAUGUUAUUGGACAAUUCGUGAAAAGGAUUCUGUAAAUACUAUAUCUAUUAAUGGAGCCACACGUCCGGUUGGUGAAGUGAACGCUUUAGUUGAUGAGCUUUUAGUACUUAUUGAACUUCUUGUGGGGGCCGCUCCUCCUUCAAUGGCUGUGGAUGAUAUUCGUUGUCUGCUCGGCUUCUUGGUUGAUUCUCCACAACCAAAUCAGGUUGCAAGGGCAUUGCACUUGAUAUACAGGUUGGUAGUACAACCAAAAGCUUCUAGAGCUCAAACAUUUGCAGAAGCAUUUUUAUCAUGUGGUGGCAUAGAAACACUUCUUGUCCUAUUGCAACGGGAAGCAAAAGCUGGAGAUUAUGAUGUAACAUUAUCAGACCCUUUGGUCAAUAAUGAAGAAUCUAAAGCCAAUGGUGGCGAUAGUUUGGAAAAUAGCAAUAAUGAUGAGUUGUCAUCUAACGAACCUCAGACUCAUACCAGUGUCAAUACCAUUCUCAUAGGGUCUAGAAUCGAAAGCAAGUCCUCGGUCUCUGAGAGUCAGUUAAAAAAGAUUUUGGGUGGUAUAAAUUUUUCCAUCAGUGCUGACAAUGCAAGGAACAAUGUGUACAAUGUUGACAAAAGUGAUGGUAUUGUCGUUGCAAUAAUUGGGCUAUUUGGUGCUUUAGUUAUUUCUGGGCAUCUGAAGUCCGGAUCUCAAGCUUCUAACGAUAUGACACGUGGCAUGCAUCGGUUGCUUGAGGGAGGGGGUAGCAUGUUUGAAGAUAAAGUUUCACUUCUACGUUAUGCUUUGCAAAGGGCUUUUCAGGCAGCGCCUAACAGGCUUAUGACUAACAAUGCCUACCUGGCUUUAUUGGGCGCCUCAUUAAAUGCAUCCACAACAGAUGAGGGACUAAACUUCUAUGACUCACAACAUCGCUUUGAGCACUCACAGCUUCUGUUGGUUCUUUUGAGUUCACUACCACAUGCACCAAAGUCUUUUCAGUGUCGCGCAUUACAGGAUCUUCUGAUUUUGGCUUGCAGUCAUGCUGAAAAUAGAAACAGGCUCACUAAGAUGGAUGAAUGGCCUGAAUGGAUCUUGGAAAUUCUUAUUUCUAAUUACGAGACGUCUGGGAAGAAUGCUUCAAUGUCUUCAAGCUUCAGAGAUGUUGAAGACCUUGUACACAGUUUCCUUGUUAUCAUGUUAGAGCAUUCCAUGCGUCAGAAGGAUGGAUGGAAGGAUAUUGAAGCUACAAUUCAUUGUGCAGAGUGGCUUUCUAUGGUAGGUGGAUCUAGCACAGGAGAACAGCGCAAAAGACGUGAGGAAUCAUUGCCCAUCUUUAAAAGAAGGCUCUUAUGUGGGUUGCUGGACUUUGCUGCUAGGGAGCUGCAGACUCAGACUCAAGUGAUUGCUGCAGCAGCUGCUGGUGUUGCUGCUUAUGGAUUACCACCAGAGGUUUCUAAGGCAGAAGCAGAGAAUGCUGCUCAACUUUCUGUGGCUUUGGUUGAGAAUGCAAUUGUGGUGUUAAUGCUUGUUGAAGAUCAUUUACGCCUACAAAGCAAGCUUUUUAGUUUUUCUCUCGUUCAAGGGGGUUCUGGUUCUUCUCUUCCAUCUGUGGUUCGUGUUGGCAACAGCACAAAUCUCCCCACAAUCCCAGAACCACUUGAAGCACGGGCGUCUUCUAAUGACUCUAGAACUCUUCCCCUUGAUGUGCUUGCGUCUAUGGCCGACACCAAGGGGCAAAUCUCAGCAACAGUGAUGGAACGGCUUACAGCUGCAGCAGCAGCUGAACCCUAUGACUCGGUUUCCUGCGCCUUUGUAUCAUAUGGAAGCUGUGCUGUAGACUUAGCAGAAGGUUGGAAAUACAGAAGUAGAUUAUGGUAUGGAGUCGGUCUUCCUUCAAAAGCUUCCGACUUUGGUGGUGGUGGCAGUGGGUGGGACGCCUGGAAUUCUUCUUUGGAAAAAGAUUCAAAUGGUAACUGGAUUGAACUCCCUUUAAUAAAUAAGUGUGUUUCCAUGCUACAAGCUUUGUUGUUGGAUGAGUCUGGACUUGGUGGUGGCCUUGGUAUUGGAGGAGGUUCUGGUACAGGGAUGGGAGGCAUGGCGGCUCUUUAUCAGUUGUUGGAUAGUGACCAACCUUUCUUGUGUAUGCUUCGGAUGAUACUUGUUUCCAUGAGGGAAGAAGAUGAUGGUGAAAGUAAUAUGCUUACAAGGAAUCUUAGUGUCGAUGAAGGGUCAUUUGAAGAUAAGAUUGUUCCAUCAUCAUUAGAAAAUAGUCCACGGACAUCAAUGAGGCAGCCCCGCUCUGUAUUAUUGUGGAGCGUGCUUUCACCCCUCUUGAACAUGCCAAUUUCCGAGUCCAAGCGACAGAGAGUGUUGGUUGCAUCCUCCGUCUUAUAUUCCGAGGUGUGGCAUGCAGUUAGCAGAGACAGGGUCCCUCUCAGAAAACAGUAUCUAGAAGCUAUUUUGCCUCCCUUUGUUUCUAUUUUAAGGAGAUGGCGACCUUAUUUAGCUGGAAUUCAUGAGCUUGUUGCCACCGAUGGUUUAAAUCCUCUGGCUGUCGAUGACCCAGCCCUAGCUGCUGAUGCACUGCCUAUAGAGGGUGCUCUUGCUAUGAUCUCACCUGGAUGGGCUGCUGCUUUUGCAUCUCCACCUGCUGCAUUGGCUCUAGCAAUGAUUGCUGCAGGUGCUGGUGGAGGUGAAGCUGCUACUCCUGCAACAGCCGUGCAUCAUCUAAAACGUGACUCUUCUGUAGUCGAUAGAAAGCCAGUUAGACUUCAAUCUUUUUCUAGCUUUCGAGAACCAAUGGAGGCACCUAACAAGUCGUCGUCAUCAUCAUCAUCAUCAUCUGUAAAAGACAAGGCUGCUGCAAAAGCAGCAGCACUAGCUGCUGCUCGUGAUCUUGAACGCAAUGCAAAGAUUGGUUCUGGAAGAGGUUUGAGUGCUGUUGCAAUGGCUACAGCUGCACAAAGACGGAAUAGAAGUGAUAUGGAUCGUGUAAAGAGAUGGAAUGUUUCUGAAGCAAUGGGAACCGCUUGGAUGGAAUGUUUGCCAUCUGCUGACAACAAACCAGUUUAUAAGAAAGAUCUCAAUGCUCUUUCGUAUAAAUUUAUUGCAGUUUUAGUCGGAAGCUUAGCUCUAGCAAGAAACUUGCAACGAUCAGAGGUUGAUAGACGGGCUCAAGUUGAUUCCAUUGCUAGGCAUCGUGCACUCACUGGCAUACGCGCCUGGCGGAAACUCAUCCAUUACUUGAUAGAAACAAAAUGUCUCUUUGGGCCCAUCAGUGAAAAUCUUUACAAUCCUGAGCGAAUUUUCUGGAAGCUAGAUCACAUGGAAAGUUCUACAAGGAUGCGGACAUGUCUGAGGAGGGAUUUUGAGGGAUCGGAUCAUUUUGGUGCUGCUGCAGAUUUUGAAGAUCAUGUGGAACCGAAACAUGAUAAAGAGACUGUAGUCAGUCCUAAAGCUUCUAUUUUGCCUUCAGAAGCUAUUUCAAUAGAAUUAGUCAAUGAGGAUGAUGAACAAGAAGAUUUUAGUAAUGUGGAGGGAAAGACGGAUGAUAUUCAAACAAGGCAAUCUGGGAAUGCAGAGCAGCCAUUGCAAGUGCCAGAUUCUACAGCGUCUCAAGUUGGGAAUGAUGAAGAUUUUGGGAGUUCAUCAUCAGUUGGCCCUGGUUAUAUUCCAAGUGAGGAUGACGAAAGAGUUAUUCUUGAGAUUUCAGCAUCUAUGGUCCGGCCAUUAAAGGUUUGGCAAGGAACAUUUCAGAUAACAACGAAAAAGAUCAACUUUCUUCUUAACAAAUCUGAGGGCAAUGUCCUUGAGGAUGGAUUGGAUAAUAAAACUGAAAGCAAAGUUGAAGAUAAGGAUCGGAGUUGGUUAAUGUCUUCUCUUCAUCAAGUAUACAGCAGGAGAUAUCUUCUAAGAAGAAGUGCUCUGGAAUUGUUUAUGGUUGACCGGUCAAAUUUCUUCUUUGAUUUUGGGACUAUGGAGGGUAGGAGGAGUGCAUACCGAGCCAUUGUUCAAGCACAUCCUUCUCAUCUGAACAAUAUAUACUUGGCUACCCAGAGACCGGAUCAACUUCUCAAAAGGACUCAACUUAUGGAACGUUGGGCAAGAUGGGAGAUCAGCAACUUCGAAUAUCUUAUGCAACUCAACACACUGGCUGGGCGUAGUUAUAAUGACAUCACUCAGUACCCUGUUUUCCCAUGGAUUCUUUCGGAUUACAAAUCAACGCAUUUGGAUCUUGCGAACCCCUCAUCUUACCGAGAUCUAUCGAAGCCUGUUGGAGCACUAAAUGAUGAUCGGUUGAAAAAGAUUCAGGAGAGAUACUACAGCUUCAACGAUACUGUCAUACCCAAGUUCCAUUACGGUUCCCAUUAUUCAAGUGCCGGGACAGUCUUGUAUUAUCUCAUGCGAGUGGAGCCAUUUACUACUCUCUCAAUUCAAUUACAAGGUGGAAAGUUUGAUCAUGCAGACAGAAUGUUUUUAGAUAUUCCUGCUACUUGGAAUGGUGUUAUGGAGGACAUGAGUGACGUGAAAGAAUUGGUUCCUGAGCUGUUUUACCUUCCAGAGAUAUUAUUAAAUGAGAAUUCGAUUGAUUUUGGUACCACGCAACUUGGAGAUAAGCUAGAUUGUGUUAAGCUUCCUCCUUGGGCCGAAAACCCUGUUGAUUUUGUGCAUAAGCAUCGCAUGGCUCUUGAGAGUGAGCAUGUCUCUGCACAUUUACAUGAAUGGAUAGAUCUCAUAUUCGGGUAUAAGCAGCGAGGAAAAGAAGCUAUUUCAGCAAACAAUGUAUUCUUUUACAUCACAUAUGAAGGGACUGUAGAUAUAGACAAAAUCACGGAUCCAGUCCAACAACGCGCUAUGCAAGAUCAAAUUGCUUACUUUGGACAAACCCCGUCACAACUUUUAACUACUCCUCACAUAAAAAAGAUGCCACUUCCAGAUGUUCUUCAAAUGCAGACCAUCUUUCGAAAUCCAGAAGAAGUGAAACCAUACAACGUUUCAUCCCCAGAGCGAUGCAAUCUACCUGCUUCUGCUAUUCGGGCAUUUUCAGAUUCUCUUGUGAUUGUUGAUACGGAUGCUCCAGCAGCUCAUAUAGCACAACACAGGUGGCAACCAAAUACACCAGAUGGGCAAGGAACACCGUUCCUGUUUCAACAUGCCAAGGCUACUGCAAGCUCAAGUGGUGGAAGUUUCAUGCGUAUGUUUAAAGGACCAUCAGUGUCUGGAUCAGAGGAGUGGCUAUAUCCACAGGCUCUUGCGUAUGCAGCACCAGGUCUUAGAAGCUCUUCCAUUGUCUGCAUCACACAUGACAAUGAAAUUAUCACAGGUGGACACGUGGACAACAGUGUGAGACUAAUAUCAUCAGAUGCUGCAAAAACCCUAGAAAUAGCUCGAGGCCAUUCCGCACCCGUAACAUGCAUGUCUCUCUCACCCGACAGCAACUACCUCGUCACCGGUUCCCGAGACACAAUGGUCCUUGUCUGGCGGAUCCACCAAUCCACUGACCCUCAAAAAACCAGCAUCUCCGAAUCACCACCCCCCUCCACCACACCAACUUCCGCUAAAUCCACAAACAACAACCUACUUUCAUCAGGCAAACGCCGCAUCGAGGGUCCCGUCCAGGUCAUCCGGGGGCAUUUUGGGGAAGUGGUUUGUUGCUGUGUUGAUUCCGAUCUUGGAGUCGUUGCUUCAUGUUCUGAUUCAUCGGAUGUUUUGCUUCAUUCGGUGAGUCGGGGUCGGUUGCUUAGGAGGCUUGAUGGUGUGAAGGCACACAUGGUUUGCCUUUCACCAGCUGGCGUUGUGGUGACUUGGAAUCGGUUGUCCUGUACUCUCUCGACUCAUACGCUUAAUGGGAAGAUGAUUGCUCGAGCCCAGAUUCCGGGAUCAUGCACCGUUAGCUGUAUGGAGGUUUCUUCUGAUGGACAAAGUCUUUUGAUUGGGUUGAAUUCGUCUUCCGGAAAUGAUGAUUUCAGCAGUAUCCGGUCCAAAAGGGAAGAAACUGAAGGUGUUGAUGGUGAUGAUGUUGAGUUGAAUGAAUAUGGUGAAGUUGAAAGAUUGGAGUUUACAUCUCCUUCGGUUUGCUUCCUUAAUCUUCAUACGCUUGAGGUAUUUCACAGUUUGCAGCUGAAAGAAGGGCAAGAUAUAACAGCAAUUGCGAUGAAUAAGGACAACACAAAUCUCUUGGUUUCAACAGCCGACAAGCAAUUGAUUGUCUUCACAGAUCCUGCUUUGAGCUUGAAGGUGGUAGAUCAGAUGUUGAAGCUUGGUUGGGAGGGUGAUGGGCUUAGUCCAUUCAUGAAAUAACUCUUUUUGGUCCUGCUACUACUAGUUGAGUAAUGAGGUUGAGUCAACACAUUAUUUUCUUCAAUGAUUUCCUUUGUGGUGUAACAUAAACAUAUAAUAGGUGAGGUGAGGCGAGGCAAGGCAACAAGUUGUUGGUGAUGGUAUAUAUAAACUAGAAAACUAUACAUCUAGAUGUACAAUAAUAGACUGACCUACACGUUAUGUUAUGUGGUAUUUGAGUUUGGUGUUGUAAAUUUUGAGGUUGUGCACUUUUUGAUGUAAAACUAGAUGAUGGAUGAUGGAUAUGAUGUUUUGCUAUUUGUGAAAGAAAGCUGAUUACUACA